AUGGAGAUGGGCAGAGAUGGACAGCUAGGCUGGAGAAGACUUGUGGCAAGGUGGCAGCUGGAGGAGAGGCUGUACGACUCGGUGGCGCUGCCUGUAUGUCUCGUGGCAAGGCCAAAACAAGAACCCCCGUGCCAGUGCCCCGGACCGCCUCGGUGUUCACUCCCGCCCAGCCCCGCCCACAGAGUCUGUUGGUGGAGCCCUCAAGGAGGCGCCUGGCUGAGGGUGACCUUUGAGGAUGUGGCUAUGUACUUCUCCUUGGAGGAAUGGGAUCUCCUUAAUGAGGCUCAGAGACAUCCGUACCACAAUGUGAUGCUGGAGAACUUGGCACUUAUAACCUCCUUGGAUUGUUGGCAUGGAAAGCAGCACAUGGGAUAGAAGUACUUCAGGAGCAACAUGGGCAGAGCCUCAGUUGUAAAGGACUGCAAAUUCUCUGUAUCAGGGAAACCCUUUUCCUAUGGAGAGGCUGUGAAGGACUUCCUAGCCAGCUCAGGAUUUCUCCAGCAUCAGGCCACAUGCACCAAGGAGAAGUCAAAGAGGAGAACUGAGUGUAGGGCAGCCUCUCACAGGGGAAAAACUAUAUGUAACUCUGGAGAAUACACAAAAGACUUCAAUUGCAAAUGCACACUUGUUGAACACCGGAGAGUUUUCACUAGAGAAAGAUGCUACAUGUGCAGUGAAUGUGGAAAGUCUUACAGCAAAAGCUAUAGCCUCAAUGACCAUUGGAGAGUUCAUACUGGGGAAAAGCCUUAUGAGUGUGGGGAAUGUGGGAAGUCCUUUAGGCAAAGCUCUAGCCUCAUUCAACACUGGAGAGUUAACACUGGAGCAAGGCCUCAUAAGUGUGACUUACGUGGAAAAUUAUUUAGCAACAAGUCCAACCUCAUUAAACACCAAAGAAUUCACAUCAGAGAAAGGCCUUAUGAGUGUAAUGAAUGUGGCAAAUCCUUUAGUGAAAGCUCUGCACUUCUUCAACACCAGAGUGUUCACACUGGAGAAAGGCCUUAUGAGUGCAGUGAAUGUGGGAAGUUUUUAACCUACCACUCCAGUCUCAUAAAACACCAGAGAGUUCACUCUGGAUCAAGGCCCUAUGCAUGCAGUGAAUGUGGAAAAUCUUUUACUCAAAACUCCAGCCUCAUUGAACACCGCAGAGUUCAUAGUGGAGAAAGGCCUUACAAAUGCAGCGAAUGUGGGAAAUCUUUUAGCCAAAGCUCUGCGCUUCUUCAGCAUCAGAGAGUUCACACUGGAGAAAGGCCUUAUGAGUGCAGUGAAUGUGGGAAGUUCUUUACUUACAGCUCCAGUCUGUUAAAACACCAGAGAGUUCACACUGGAUCAAGGCCUUAUGAGUGCAGUGAAUGUGGGAAAUUUUUUACUCAAAACUCUAGUCUCAUCAAACACAGAAUUCACACUGGAGAAAGGCCUUAUGAGUGUAGUAAAUGUGGGAAAUCUUUUAACCAUAGCUCUAGCCUCAUUAAACACCAGAGAGUUCACACGAGAUAA
Artibeus jamaicensis (Jamaican fruit-eating bat) is the source of this 1494-nucleotide messenger RNA. RefSeq names its product zinc finger protein 154-like. Lineage: Eukaryota; Metazoa; Chordata; Mammalia; Chiroptera; Phyllostomidae. Gene Ontology annotation, molecular function: RNA polymerase II cis-regulatory region sequence-specific DNA binding; DNA-binding transcription factor activity, RNA polymerase II-specific. The record is from RefSeq and is a predicted model, not a curated record. Gene Ontology annotation, biological process: regulation of transcription by RNA polymerase II; central nervous system development. Gene Ontology annotation, cellular component: nucleus.